Molecule: messenger RNA, 2621 nt
Organism: Hermetia illucens (black soldier fly)
Lineage: Eukaryota; Metazoa; Arthropoda; Insecta; Diptera; Stratiomyidae
Gene: osy
Product: ABC transporter G family member 23
Exons: 9
Coding region: 312-2621 (769 amino acids)
Cellular component (GO): membrane
Molecular function (GO): ABC-type transporter activity; ATP binding; ATP hydrolysis activity
Source: RefSeq, a predicted model, not a curated record
GAAGUUAGUAUGGAAGUAACCGCCGUGAAUUCAACGUGGUUCUGGUUUUGAAUGGUGUCGUUAUCGUGGGUGUUAUUGUUGUAAGAAGAGUGCGUGCCGCUAGUGAUCAUAUAAAAAGAUACAAUUUUUUUUAAGAUAAUUUGGAAGUUUUUGCUGAACGUGGCUUUGCAGAGGAUCUUUGUGGUAGUGUAGUGAUACCGAUUUGAAAAUCCUUACAAAUCAAAAGGAUACUCACCUGCUGAUCAUAGGAAUUGGAAUUCGGAAGCAAAACAGGAGACUUCAUUCAAGAAAGGACCUAACCCAUUUGCAGAAUGGAUGCUGAGUCAGAAGGAAUACCACCAGCAGAGCCAGUUGCUCAAGGACUGGACUUAGCUACACGAAGACGACUAUUCACAUCCCAACCCUCUACAUUGGCUACAAGGAAACAACAGGCGGUUUGUGUUCGACGUGCCUACAAAAGCUAUGGAAGUAAAAAGAACCCAAAUAUUGUUCUGGAUGGGCUGAACAUGACAGUCCCGAAAGGUGCCAUAUAUGGUCUACUGGGAGCUUCCGGCUGUGGGAAAACAACCCUGCUCGCAUGCAUUGUGGGACGACGUCGUUUGAAUUCAGGCGAAUUGUGGGUACUGGGCGGUCAUCCGGGUACGAGAGGUUCCGGUGUACCUGGACCACGAAUUGGAUAUAUGCCCCAAGAGGUUGCUCUCUACGGUGAAUUCACAAUGCGGGAGACGCUUGCAUAUUUUGGAAUGAUUGCCGGAGUUGAUUCGAAAAAGAUAGAAGAACGAACUGACUUCCUAUUGAAACUUCUGCAACUACCCACCGGUUCGAAAUUCGUAAAAAAUUUAAGUGGCGGCCAACAAAGAAGAAUGAGCUUGGCAGCAGCUCUUGUUCAUGAGCCGGAACUUUUAAUUUUGGAUGAACCGACAGUAGGUGUGGAUCCAGUUCUACGUCAAAGCAUUUGGGAUCAUCUUGUCGACAUUGUAAAAAAUCGGAACCAGACUGUGAUAAUAACGACACAUUACAUUGACGAAACACGCCAAGCGAACGUGAUUGGCCUGCUACGUGGUGGUCGCAUGUUAGCUGAGGAAUCUCCAGAAUAUCUUCUGAACAAAUAUAGUUGUGAAUCCCUCGAGGAGGUAUUCCUGAAGUUGGCCAUCUUCCAGAACAUGGGAAAGCGACGGAGAUCAUCGAUCGCACAGGAAGUUACUGAACAAGUGAAUGUGCCUGCGAUAUCGAAUCCCGCCUUGGACCUUAGCGAUGAAGAUCACACCGAAAUUUCUGGGGAGUUUGGAGACAAUGUUUCAAUGUCCUCAAAACAUUUGGAAACUGUCGAAACAGAUGUUGCAAAUCCACCUCUUCCGCCUGACGAAGGGACUCCUCCAAUGAAAUUCUGGGAACGAAUGAGCAUCAUGAAAAUGCAUCGAGUUAAGGCGCUGGUUUGGAAAAAUAUGCUUUGGAUGUGGAGAAAUUUUGGUGUCAUGGCUUUCAUUGUUGGCUUACCUGUUGUACAAAUUAUACUGUUUUGUUAUGCCAUUGGUCAUGACCCAACAGGACUUCCCGUCGCCGUUGCCAACUACGAAUUAGACAGUAGUCAUGUUGCCGCACAGAAAUGCCCGACCGUAAUGGGAUGCAACUACACAUAUAUGAGCUGUCGGUAUCUGAAUAUGUUACAGGAGAAAACGAUAACUUUGAGAUACUACGAGACGGAACAGGAUGCAUUCGAGGAGGUACGAAAAGGAAAAGCCUGGGGAGCAUUGGUAUUUGCAUCAAACUAUUCGGAAUCACUGGUGGAGCGAACGGAAGCUGGUCGAUCUGCUGAGAAUGCAACAAUCGAUGCAUCUGAAGUCGAAGUUCGAUUGGAUAUGUCCAAUCAACAAAUCAGCACCAUGCUCUACCGCGACAUCCAGCUUACAUAUUUCGAAUUUAUCGAAAACAUCCUGGACGAUUGUGAUAUUGAUCCGAAAGCUGGACGCAUCCCGAUAAAUUGGCACAAGCCAGUCUACGGUGACCGGAUACCAAACUUCACGGACUUUGCUGCACCAGGCGUAAUCCUCACGGUGAUAUUCUUCUUAUCUGUCGCUAUGACAACAGGUGCAUUGCUCAUCGAACGCAACGAGGGGAUGCUGGAGCGUUGCUUGGUAUCGGGAAUAACAGGCUCGGAAAUCCUCUUCUCUCAGGUUACAACGCAAUUCGCUUUGAUGUUCUGCCAAACGCUUUCAGUGCUCGUGUUCAGCUUUUACAUGUUCGGCUUGACCAACCACGGCAACAUGGGAUUAAUAAUCCUUUUGUGUACCAUCAACGGUCUUUGUGGAAUGUGCUUUGGAUUCGUUAUUGCGUGCGCGGUUGAUACAGAACGGACGGCCACGUAUGUGGCCAUGGGAAGCUUCCUGCCCAUUGUUAUGCUUUGCGGAAUCAUUUGGCCAAUUGAGGGAAUGUAUCCGAUUUUGAGAAUUGUCUCGUUCUUCUUGCCACUAACGUAUUCCACGGAAUCGCUCCGGUCGAUCCUGCAAAGGGGCUGGGGUUUGGAGGAGCCAAAUGUGUAUAAUGGUUACAUCUCGAUUCUUCUGUGGACUCUGCUCUUCCUGAUUGGAAGUAUUUUGCUGCUCAAGUUUAAGAAGGGCUAG